UUCACUCUCACAGGAAGACAGACUGAGCUGUGUUCACCCACACUUACUCUCUGUCUGGACAGUUCAACAGAGUUUGAUCCGGUUUCUCAUAUGGUAUUUUAAAAUUUCUUGCGUCGAAGCUGCUUUUGUGGACGAGAUGUUGGAGAUGGUCGUGUCGCCAAAAUGAACACAGACUGCACCAAGCCUUCUGUUGCUCCAAAGCCAAGGUUUGUUUGUCACGCCAGCCUGAAGCUGUCCUCCCCUCUCAUGUCUGCAGCCAGGGGUCCCAAACCUUCUAUAGCCCCAAAACCAAAAGUCACACUGGAGCUUAAUGGUAGGGACCUCUUCUUCUCAGGCAGCCAGGGAGGAUGCAUCAACGGCAGCUCGUUAAUGACAGAUGGUGAGCCUGACCAAGAGGCAGAAAAUGGUCUAAACAAAGUGACCGCAGACAGAUUGUCAUCACUGAACCAAUUUAACACCUGCAUCCUUGAGUCACCACGACAAGAUUUGAAAAAUGUGUCACAGAAGGGACUGGAGGUGGCAGAGGAGGAAAAGGAAGAAGACAAGAGUCUGAAGAUGGAUGAGGACUGGAGACUGACUGACAGUGCCUUGACAGAGGAGGUGGACUCACUGGAAACUCUGUGGGUCAGUGAUGCUGGACUCACUGCCAACUCCGAGGAUGUGGUGGAGAUGGUUGACACAGAUGUGACGGAGGACAUGGAUGCUGAAGGUUGUGAUGCAGGCGAGGCAUUGGCUGACACAGAUGGCCUCUCAAUGGGAGACAUUUCGGUCAAUAGCCUUGAUCAGGAGGCAGGUUCUUAUUCUGCUGAAAAAGUGCCUGAGCUGGAGGAUGGAAACACAAAGGAGAGGCAGGAAAGACCCCAAACCAAGGAGGAGGAAACAGGUGACUGGACAGCAGAUGAUUUAACCGAGUCUCUCACAGACGAACCUGCUCUACUCACCAGUGAAAACAUGCAGGACGCUGAUACCCAGGAAAGUUUUCUCACAGAGGGAGAGGAGAAAGAAGAGGAAGCUGCUCCAGACUGCAACAUCACUUGUAACAUCCUGAAGCUGAGGUGUGGCCAUGAAAUUAAGGAAAUGGUUACCAAUGAACAGAAUGUCAGAUUUUAUGAUUUUGUCCCUGAAGACCAGAAAAAGCUCUGUAACACAACUAAGAGACAUGUUGCCUUAGACGAUGAUCAAACCCAAGAGCCUUAUUAUGUCUCUUCAGAGGAUGUUAUGAUCCCAAAAAAUAACAAUACUCAUGGACGACCAGAGAGUCCGCUCACACCACACAGGCUUUUGCCUGUAACCAACGGUGGAGCAUCAACUGGGAAAUAUCAAAUUAGCAGUAAAGACUUCAUGAGUUGUGAAAUAGAAGAAAAUGGGCAAAAACAGUAUGUAUCUUCUGAGAAUUAUGUGGAGAUUGGUCAUAGUGACAAGAACAAGGUAAGAGCAUAUCAAGAAAGGGUGUUGGUGAGAACUGAAGAGCACAAAGCUCAGACUGUGGAGGCUUUGUUGAAUAAUUUGGAUAAUAAUUUGGAUUAUCAGCCGAGGUUCAGGCUGGUAUCCAUCUCAGUGCCAGCAGACACUGACACCUCGCUGACCUCCUCUCUCUCAGAUAGCCAGUUGCUUUCUCCAAAUGACUCUGAUGUCUUCAGAGACGAGGACGAUAUGGAGGGUCACAUAGUACCGUUUGUGGAUGAUACCACUGAUACAGAGCAGGACAUCAGUGAUGAGCAUGUUUAUGAGGAUCCAAGGUAUCCUUCGGGGGGUGAAAAUAUUUUUCCUUUUGACAAGAGGACAGCAGGGAUGCGCUCUGGCUCACUGUCACAGCGCAUGAAUAACAGUGUCAAUGAAAUAGGAGGGGUGCAGUUUGUUCAGAGACCCUGCACGAGUGGAUUCAGCCACACUGGACCUGCAAUGAGCAGCAGCCCCCUGUUAAGCACGAUGCGGCACAAGAGCUACUCCAAACCCCACUAUUUGUCCUUGUACCCCCGCUCCCUCUCCAUGGAGGGGCAGGACAUGCCUCUGUCUGUCUAUAAAGACAGUGAAGGAUCUCCAAGGCAGAGAGGUGCCAUUUGUUCGUCUGGAAGCUUCUCCAGGUGCUCGCCUCUAUCAUCCAGCGGCCUCUCCACACCGACAUCUGUGGUGGAUAUCCCUCCUCCGUUUGAGCUGGCCUACAUCACCAAAAAACCCAUCACAAAAAGCUCCCCCUCACUUCUAAUUGAAGGAGACUCAUCAGAGAAAAACAGGAAGAAGAAAUCCUCCAUUAAGCGCUUCCUGAUGCUCAAGUUUAGGCGGAAAACAGAGAGCAAGUCUGUAGUGGAUGUCAGUCCAUCCUCCUUGAAGUCCUCACCAGAGUCCGGCCACCACAUACCUAGCAGACUGCUGGAUUUAGAUAGUCGCAGCAUAAGUAGUUCUCCACAUCUCAACUCACGUUCUGCCAGUAAAGGUUCAAUUGAGCCAGCCUCGUCCUUCUUGUUCUACAAGGAAAGCAAAACGAAAGGGAACUCUGUGGCCUUUCUUAACCGCAGUGUCGUCCGGGUUGAGUCCUUUGAGGACCGCUCCCGUGUGCCUUUCAUACCUCUUCCCCUCACCAAGCCCCGCUCCAUCUCUUUCCCCAACACAGAUACCUCAGACUACGAGAAUGUUCCUGCUAUCAGCUCGGACUAUGAAAACCUUCAGGUCCCACAGCGCAGGCCAGUUCGGCAAGGGCCAUUCACUGCUUUCUUUGAUCGUCCUACACGGGUGCUUACAUCCGCCAAUGAGACAGAUGGUUAUGUGGACAUGAGCAGCCUCCCUGGGUUUGAGAGGAAAACUCAGUCAUCUGAGCAGGAAGCAGAAAGUGCCUACACAGAAGCCUACAAUGUGUGUUCGUUGGCCGUUGGUCCACAGGCUGGUUUAGUGGUUGAUGUCAAGGGAGAGACGGCAGCUGAUGAAGACCAAGGACGCACCUCUGAGGAAGAAGACGGAGGUGGAGACAGUAAUUAUGACAGACAGCCUGACGGUCGAUCCCGAGCCUUUUACAUCGCCAAAGAACUGGUGGAUACCGAGAGAGUGCACGUGAAAGCCCUCAAGCUUCUCCAGGAAGACUUUCGAGAGGCGGUUGUGGCAGCAGUUGGGGAUGAGGGGGAGCCUGUGUUGGAGGAAGAAAGGCUUUGGGAGAUUCUCAAUGAGCUGCCUGAUGUUUACACCCUGCACCGCAGAAUCCUCACCGAGCUGGAGAAUCGAAUUCGACACUGGGAGGAAAGCCAAAGGAUUGCAGACAUCUUCCUGUCCAGGAAAGCAGUGUUCUUGGUCUUUACGACUUAUAUUGGUCACUAUGACAGAAGUAUGAACCUGCUGGAGGAAAGCUGCCGAACUUCACCUGCCUUUGCGGCCAUCGUUCACCAGUUUGAGCAGAGUCCAGCUGGGGAAAAGGUUUCUCUCAAACAUCAGCUCUUGCAGGUCAUUGUACGUGUGGCUCAGUACCGCAUGCUCCUGACUGAUUACCUGAACAACCUUUCCCCUGAUUCUAAGGAGUAUGAAGACACCCAAGCUGCUGUCGUGAUCGUGUCCGACAUUGCAGAUCAAGUGAAUGACAGUUUAAAAGAUGGGGAGAACUUGCUGCGUCUGGUCAACAUAGAGUACAGUGUUCGUGGCCAGCGGGAACUGCUGCAGCCUGGCAGGGUUUUUGUGAAGGAGGGCACCCUGAUGAAGGUCAGCAGGAAGAGUCGACAGCCUCGUCAUCUGUUUUUGAUGAACGACAUGUUGCUCUACACCUACCCUCAGCAGGAUGGGAAAUACAGACUGAAAAACACUCUGUCACUCACCGAGCUGAAGGUCAGUAAACCUAUCAUAGAAGAUGUCCAAAAUGCACUGAGGAUUGAAGGAACAGACAUCUCCAUCACUUUGUCUGCAAGUUCCUUCAUCGAAAGAGAGGACUGGUUUUACACUUUGAGCCGUGCCGUAACUGAACAUACCAGAGGAUCUGUAGCAUUCAACAGCAGCCCAGGAGAGGCCAGAGAUCGUCUGCGGCUGUCUUUAGGAGAGAAAGCUCCUACACUUGUUCCAGUGUCCCAAGUGAUGAUGUGUAUGAAUUGCACCUCAGAUUUCAGCCUCACUCUUCGUAGACACCACUGCCAUGGCUGCGGCAGGAUUGUUUGCCGGAGCUGCUCGAGGAACAGAUAUCCACUGAAAUACAUGAAGGACCGUAUGGCCAAAGUGUGUGACCACUGUUACAACGAGCUAAAGAAGAGAGGGGGAGACAUGUCUGUGUCAGGUAAGAACAGCCCACGGUUGAACAGGUCCAGUCGUCCACUCUCUGCUGUGUUCCAAAACAUUCAUCCUCCCAACAUUUGGAGACAUCGGAAAGGCACCAUGUCCUUCAACCAGAUGACGGUGUCAGAGGAGGGCUCCAUUAGUGGCAGUCUACAUCGCAGCAAGAAGAGCAAGAGAAACUGGAAGAGAUUGUGGUUCCUCCUAAAAGACAAGGUGCUUUACACCUACAGAGCCCAAGAGGAGAAGGUAGCUUCGGAGAGUCUGCCUUUGUUGGGUUUCACAGUGAAGCUGCCAGACCAGCAACGGGGAGAGGAGGAGGCCAACGUCUUCCAGCUUUACCACAAACACACUUUAUAUUACACCUUUAAAGCAGAGGACAACCACACAGCCCAGAGGUGGGUAAAUGCCAUGGAGGAGGCCACAGUUUUAUAGGUCCAGCUACGCUGGUGAGUCACUGAAAACAGAAGUCUGCUGCCUUUCACAACAAGGAAAAAGACCAAAUGUGAAACCAAAAAAGGAAGAUAAGGAAAUAAACACAUUUCAUAUGUCUGCAAGUUGUAACUUCCCUGGCUGAACUGAAGAAAAGGACACAAUCACCUACUUUGUCAACCUCCAGUGUCCCCUGCCUGCUGUUACAGCAGGUGUGAUGCUGAGAGCCACGAGAGGCGUUGGCCCAGAUACCUGCCGGUGUGGAACAUUACAUUGAUGUGACCUGUAUUUCCCCCAGCAGUUGAUCAGCCAAGCUCCUCCAAACUGUGGAAAACAGUGUGGAUUAUUUUCACUGUUUAGAAGAGAAAGAUUAAUUUCAACAAUCAUACAGAGCUGAUUUUAUUGUAAUUUUCAGGGGGAAAACCUAAUAUUUGGGCAUUCCCCUCAGAAAUAAGCUGACCACCAGUUAAAAAUUAAUUAGCUAUGCCUCCAUUUCUUCAGUCUUCUUCCACUGGAUUAAAUUCAUCUCUAUGACUAAUACUUUGAAGCACAGGCUGUACCUAAUUUUAUAUACAUAGAAAUGUCUGUAGCUUUGCUAUGUACUGUAGUGUUGGAGAUGGUUCUUCCAGUAAAUUAACUUCUUUGCUUUUUUGCACUGAUAUAAAAAGGAAUAAACCUGAAAAUGAAAGUGUACCUUCACAAAAUUAAUUUACAUAAUAUACAUUUUGAUUUGGACAAAUAUGUCUUUAUUGUUUUAAGUGCUUUUAACAAGUAUAAUGUAAAUUCAUGUUUAUAUAAAGGCACAGUCAGCCUGGACUGAUUUUGCAGAUCUACAUUAUCAGUGUCUUGGACUUUCUAUUGUACUUGAUGAUGAUUUAUUAAGUUUAUUUCUAACACUAUUUUGAAACCAAGUAAA
Scomber japonicus (chub mackerel) is the source of this 5587-nucleotide messenger RNA. RefSeq names its product FYVE, RhoGEF and PH domain-containing protein 5-like. NCBI's taxonomy places the organism in Eukaryota, Metazoa, Chordata, Actinopteri, Scombriformes, Scombridae. Bases 163 to 4674 code for a protein of 1503 amino acids. The record is from RefSeq and is a predicted model, not a curated record. Gene Ontology annotation, molecular function: guanyl-nucleotide exchange factor activity; metal ion binding. The transcript is spliced from 21 exons. Gene Ontology annotation, cellular component: cytoplasm.